AGCACUCGUCCGGAAGUGCAGGGUUCCCGCGUCCGCCGGUUUCCUUCCGGGAGACUCCAACGAGGGGGAAGGGGGGAGCGCGAAGGGGCCUGCAGUGCAUUCUGGGGAAGUCUCAGCGCUCUCGUCUUUGUUUCCGGCUCUAGAGCAGCGUUUGGUUUCCCAAAAGCUCCUCCAAGGCGCGGUUCCCGGGUUCCCGGGUUCCCGGCUCCCCACAGAGGCGCACGUACUUCCUCCCUCGGUUUUCGGCUGGCGCUGGUGUCCUGCCAACGCCGCCAGCAUGUCUGGGGUGCGCGCUGUGCGGAUCAGCAUUGAGUCUGCCUGCGAGAAACAGGUCCAGGAGGUGGGCCUGGAUGGCACUGAGACGUACCUGCAGCCUCUGUCCAUGUCCCAGAAUCUGGCGCGUCUGGCCCAGCGGAUCGACUUCAGCCAGGGUUCAGGCUCCGAGGAGGAGGAGGCGGCGGGGGCAGAUGGCGACGCGCAGGACUGGGCGGGCGCCGGGUCCAGCGCGGAUCAGGACGACGAGGAAGGGUUGGUGAAAUUUCAACCUUCCCUUUGGCCUUGGGAUUCAGUGAGGAACAAUUUGAGAAGUGCCCUGACAGAGAUGUGUGUUCUCUAUGAUGUUCUCAGUAUUGUUAGGGAUAAAAAAUUUAUGACUCUUGAUCCUGUCUCUCAGGAUGCACUUCCUCCAAAACAGAGUCCUCAGACGUUGCAGUUGAUAUCCAAAAAGAAGUCACUUGCGGGAGCAGCACAAAUCCUACUGAAGGGGGCAGAAAGACUGACUAAAUCAGUCACUGAAAACCAAGAAAAUAAGCUACAAAGAGACUUCAACUCUGAGCUUUUGAGACUGAGGCAACACUGGAAACUUAGAAAAGUUGGAGAUAAAAUUCUUGGAGAUCUGAGCUACAGAAGUGCAGGAUCUCUGUUUCCCCAUCAUGGUACAUUUGAAGUAAUAAAGAAUACAGAUAUUGAUCUGGACAAGAAAAUACCUGAUGAUUACUGUCCCCUUGAUGUCCAGAUUCCUAGUGAUUUAGAGGGCUCUGCAUAUAUCAAGGUUUCAAUUCAAAAACAGUCUCCAGACAUAGGUGAUCUUGGCACAGUUAAACUCUUCAAACGACCUUUGCCUAAAUCCAAACCAGGUUCCCCACAUUGGCAGACGAAAUUAGAAGCAGCACAAAAUGUUCUCUUAUGUAAAGAAAUUUUUGCACAGCUCUCUCGGGAAGCUGUUCAAAUUAAAUCACAGAUCCCUCACAUUGUGGUGAAAAACCAGAUUAUCUCUCAGCCCUUUCCAAGCUUGCAGUUAUCUAUUUCUUUGUGCCAUUCUUCAAAUGAUAAGAAAUCCCAAAAAUCUGCUACCGAGAAGCAAAGUCCAGAGGACCAUCUUUAUGUCCUAGAGCAUAAUUUGCAUCUACUGAUUAGAGAGUUUCAUAAACAGACCUUGAGUUCCAUCAUGAUGCCGCAUCCAGCAAGUGCACCUUUCGGCCACAAGAGAAUGAGACUUGCGGGUCCUCAAGCUUUUGAUAAAAAUGAAAUUAAUUCAAUACAGUCAAGUGAAGGGCUUCUGGAAAAAAUAAUCAAACAAGCAAAGCAUAUAUUUCUGAGGAGUAGAACUGCUGCAACCAUUGACAGCUUAGCAAGUCGCAUUGAAGAUCCUCAGAUACAGGCUCACUGGUCAAAUAUUAAUGAUGUUUAUGAAUCUAGUGUGAAAGUCUUAAUCACAUCACAAGGCUAUGAACAAAUAUGCAAGUCCAUUCAGCUGCAGUUGAAUAUUGGAGUUGAGCAGAUCCGAGUCGUACACAGAGAUGGAAGAGUCAUCACUCUGUCUCAUCAGGAGCAGGAGUUGCAGGACUUCCUUCUGUCUCAGAUGUCACAGCAUCAGGUGCAUGCAGUUCAGCAGCUAGCCAAGGUUAUGGGCUGGCAGGUCCUGAGCUUCAGUAAUCACGUGGGCCUUGGGCCCAUAGAGAGCAUUGGCAAUGCCUCUGCCAUAACAGUGGCCUCCCCGAAUGGUGACUAUGCUAUUUCAGUUCGUAAUGGCCCUGAAAGUGGCAGCAAGAUUAUGGUUCAGUUUCCCCGUAACCAGUGUAAAGACCUGCCAAAAAGUGAUGUUUUACAAGAUAGCAAAUGGAAUCAUCUUCGUGGACCGUUCAAAGAAGUUCAGUGGAAUAAAAUGGAAGGCCGGAACUUUGUUUACAAAAUGGAGCUGCUUAUGUCUGCACUAAGCCCUUGUCUACUAUGAUUUUCUUCCAGACCAGUUUCCUGAUAUUUUUUUCCAGAGAAGUUUCCAGAAACUUUAAGAAGUGUUUGCAGAUCAACUAUAAGCACAAGGAAGAAGAAUCUUCCAAAGGAGUAUUGUUUUUAAAAAGUCAUAAUUAGCAAAUGUUUACCUAGCAUUUUGAAAACUUUCACUUUAUAAGUGACAAGUGCUUUGAAAUGCAAAAGUUUAUUUACAGUUAUAGGGUAUACAAGUAUGGAUAGAUGUAAAUACUUUUUUUUUUAAUGCAGUUAACUUGAACUGUUACUAACUUAUGGAUUUGAAUUUGCUUUUUAAAAUAUUCCUUUGAUGUUGACAUCAAAUAAAGCAUAUGGUU
This is a messenger RNA of Lipotes vexillifer (Yangtze River dolphin), 2585 nucleotides long. RefSeq names its product mediator complex subunit 17 (gene MED17). Gene Ontology annotation, biological process: regulation of transcription by RNA polymerase II. The transcript has 12 exons. Gene Ontology annotation, cellular component: mediator complex; core mediator complex. NCBI's taxonomy places the organism in Eukaryota, Metazoa, Chordata, Mammalia, Artiodactyla, Lipotidae. Bases 278 to 2233 code for a protein of 651 amino acids. The record is from RefSeq and is a predicted model, not a curated record. Gene Ontology annotation, molecular function: transcription coregulator activity.